Molecule: messenger RNA, 1332 nt
Organism: Amaranthus tricolor (Joseph's coat)
Lineage: Eukaryota; Viridiplantae; Streptophyta; Magnoliopsida; Caryophyllales; Amaranthaceae
Exons: 6
Coding region: 217-1035 (272 amino acids)
Biological process (GO): protein retention in ER lumen
Cellular component (GO): membrane
Molecular function (GO): ER lumen protein retrieval receptor activity
Source: RefSeq, a predicted model, not a curated record
CUUCAAUCUCUAAAAUCCACUAAUAAAAGGAAGCUUUAAAUUCCUAAAUUAAAUGGACAAUCUUUAACUGAUCACAUACCUCCCACCUUCUCUCAUAUAUAUAUAUAUAUCUCUUUCAUUUCAUACAAUCUCCAUUAAUUUAGCAGUAGAAGAAUCUAAUAAAUAACAAAGAACAGAAAAUUUUUAAAAACCCUAAACAGUAAUUAAAAUUUGAAGAUGAGGCCACAGAGAAGGCCGAUACAAGCAGUAAUGGCGUGGCUAAGAAGACAACCGCCGAAAGUGAAGGCAUUUCUUGCAGUAGUUGCAGGAAUGGGGGCGUUGGUGUUGUUAAGAGCUGUUGUUCAUGAUCACGAUAAUCUUUUUGUUGCUUCUGAAGCUGUUCAUGUUAUUGGAAUUGUUGUUCUUAUAUAUAAACUUACUAAGGAGAAAACUUGUGCUGGACUGUCAUUGAAAUCACAGGAGCUGACAGCUAUCUUCUUGGCAGUUCGGCUGUACUGCAGUUUUGUCAUGGAAUAUGAUAUUCACACACUGCUAGAUACAGCGACCUUGGUUUUUACAAUUUGGGUCAUUUAUAUGAUUCGAUUUAAGCUUAGGUCAACUUAUAUGGAGGACAAGGACAAUUUUGCUCUUUAUUAUGUGUUAUUACCUUGUGCUGUUUUGGCAUUUUUGGUUCAUCCCUCAACUUCACACAACUUUUUCAACAGAAUAUUGUGGGCAUUCUGUGUAUAUUUAGAAGCAGUCUCAGUUCUGCCACAACUACGGGUUAUGCAAAAUACAAAGAUUGUUGAACCAUUUACAGCGCAUUAUGUAUUUGCGCUUGGAGUAGCAAGAUUCUUGAACUGUGCCCACUGGGUUCUUCAGGUAUUAGACAGCCGUGGACACCUUUUAACGGCUCUGGGCUAUGGAUUAUGGCCAUCCUUUGUUCUUAUUUCGGAAAUUGUGCAAACUUUCAUCCUUGCGGACUUUUGUUACUACUAUGUCAAAAGCAUCUUUGGAGGGCAACUUGUCCUACGCCUUCCUUCGGGAGUUGUGUAAACUACAGUUAACGGGAGGCUGCACAAAAAAAAAAUGGUUUAGAGAGCUUGUGGACGGUUCUCUUUCACUUGUUCAGCCUUCUUUGCACUCCAUACAGGCGAUCAGUGCGUUCUAGUGUGAUUAUAACCCGAUUUGGUAGGGGAUGUGUAAACGUUAGGGGUGAUAGAAGAACAUUGGAUUAAAGUUAAUUUAUACUGCUUUGUUUAUCUGAACGAGUACAUUAAUUUUACAUCACCAAAACUCCAAUUUGUCUCAUAGGCAAGUAGCAAUUGAAGUCGACGAAAUUAAGCUUUUCUU